Messenger RNA from Cynara cardunculus var. scolymus (artichoke), 1181 nucleotides. Its product is annotated as rhomboid-like protein 11, chloroplastic. Gene Ontology annotation, molecular function: serine-type endopeptidase activity. Gene Ontology annotation, cellular component: membrane. The transcript has 8 exons. Bases 103 to 957 code for a protein of 284 amino acids. NCBI's taxonomy places the organism in Eukaryota, Viridiplantae, Streptophyta, Magnoliopsida, Asterales, Asteraceae. The record is from RefSeq and is a predicted model, not a curated record.
AAAACGAGCGACACACGAAACACAAGAACCUUUUGGAAAGUGAAAACAGUACAAUUGGCGGGGGUUUCUCUUCCGUUGGUUGCUAGACUAAGCUUGACAACAAUGGCGGGGUUGAGGGUUAUUCACGGCCAGCUUUUCAGCAAUCCCUCAACUUUUUCAUCGUCAUGUAAAGUUAUGCCUAUGACACUUGAUUACCGACCCCUCAAAUUCAAUAUUGAUCCUCAAUCUGUUUCUCGAAGUUUCGGCAGAUUCAACCGACCCCUUCUCAUUCAUGGGAUUCCUCGAUCUCGUCUUCUUUGCAAGAUGAAAGACUCGGAUAUGACAUCACAGCUGGAGCUUGGAAAACUGGGUGAGAAGAGGAAGCCUGAGAAGCGAGUGAAUGGGAUAUUCUGGAUUUUACUACUUAAUAUUGGAGUAUAUGUAGCAGAUCACAUAUUUCAGGUUCGUGAGAUUAAAGCUUUGUAUCUGUAUCACAAUUUGCCUGUUUGGUACCAGUUCGUGACUUCCACAUUUUGUCAUGCUAAUUGGAAUCAUCUUUCUAGCAACCUUUUCUUCUUAUAUAUAUUCGGAAAACUUGUUGAAGAAGAGGAAGGAAAUUUUGGACUGUGGCUCUCUUAUAUCCUAACGGGUGCUGGAGCAAAUCUUGUUUCAUGGCUUAUACUCCCAAGAAAUGCUGUUUCUGUUGGAGCCUCUGGUGCAGUAUUCGGUCUCUUUGCAAUCAGUGUCCUUGUUAAGCUCUCUUUUGACUGGAGGAAGAUCCUUGAAGUACUUAUACUGGGUCAAUUUGUUAUUGAAAGGGUGAUGGAAGCAGCCCAAGCUUCAACAAGUUUUGCAAACAGUAGCAAUGCUCUACAGAAUGUUAAUCACAUAGCUCAUCUUUCUGGUGCUCUUGUUGGUGCAACUUUGGUAUGGCUUCUUAGCAGAGUUCCUUCUCAAUCUGUGGACCAAGAUAAAUGAUGCAUCAAUCAAAACAGUUGCAAAAUAUUAGUCCUUCAGUUCAACCAUCUCUUGUUGGUGGAGAAUCAAGUGAGAACAGUGUCAUUUUACAAAAACUUGAGAACAACUGAAACAAGCAACCAUCAUAUGUGACGCAGUAUGGGGAUGCAAUAGUUUGCGGACGACCUAGCCUACGACCUGAGUCAAUCGUGUGCAUCAUGUAUGUAUGUGAUAUUAGUUUGUGU